GUGGAAUUUCUCGAUUCACUGUGAUCGUUUCCUAGAGUCAGCACGCAAGGCAGGGAUUAAGUCCAAGUGGAGUAGGGAUGAUAUUUACAGCAUAGUAGAGCAGCUAGUUGCCGUCACUAAAUUGAGAGAGGCCACGGUCCGGUUGUGGAUGACGUCUGGUCCUUCUGGGGCAUUUGGUAUCAACCCUGAGAAAUGCGUCGAGCCCUGCUUAUACAUAGUCGUUUUCCCAUCAGCAUAUGUUAACACUGAUAAACCCGAUGCCAAAAUUCAAGUACCUGCUGAUGCCGUUGAGGAAGUGACCGUAUCGUCGGACGUUGUUCCAUUCAAGCCGCCAAUGCUCGCAUCGUGCAAGUCUAAUAAUUACCUCUUGAACGCUCAUCUUUUUAUGGAAGCGCAAAAACAGGGAGGUCACUUUGGCAUUUGGGUUGAUGAGAAGGGCGUUGUGAAGGAGUCUUGUACGAUGAGUGUGGUGAUGAUGACGAAGAAGGGUGAGGUCGUUGGGCCUGCUUUUGAUGGUGGAAUUUUGAAGGGCACGACUAUGAGGAGAAUCUUCGAGAUCUGUGCUGCUCAAAACCCGCCUAUUCCGGUUGUCCAGCGUGAAAUUAAGAAGGAAGAACUAUACGAUGCCAAGGAGGUGAUCAUGUGUGGUGGUGACACUCACAUCGUUGCUGCUAUUAAACUAGACGGCCACCAGAUUGGUGAUGGUAAGAAGGGAUCCUUCUGUGAACUAAUAUGCGAUGGUAUGAGUGAGGAAAUGGCCACUGGAAAGGGAAGGAAGCCUGAGGACUAUGUGCCCAUUAGGUACGAUCCCUUGUCGACGUCUGCUUCUAUUGAUGAUAUCAUUUAG
Messenger RNA from Perkinsus marinus ATCC 50983, 847 nucleotides. RefSeq names its product subgroup IIIi aminotransferase, putative. Gene Ontology annotation, biological process: carboxylic acid metabolic process. The transcript has 7 exons. Gene Ontology annotation, molecular function: catalytic activity. Lineage: Eukaryota; Perkinsozoa; Perkinsida; Perkinsidae. The record is from RefSeq and is a predicted model, not a curated record. The annotation marks the transcript as partial.